CGAUUUAUCCGCGUCCGAGAUGUCUGUAUGUGUCCCAGUCAUGGCGCUGCUAUGAGAAGACAAGCGUAAACAUAGGAACGUUGAAGUAUUUUAGCUGAGGAAAAGGAAGAAAGCACGAGAUUAUCGAAUGGGAAUGCGUGCUUUCGCCGAGACCGGGGUCGAAGUGCAGGCUACUUCUGGCAUGUUAUUAUAUUGAGGAAAAAAACGAGAGGAUUGGUGCGCUACGUAGUAGUUGUUGUAAAGUUACGUUUGUGGACGGUGUGUUUUAUUAUAACGGCGCGUUUUGGAGAGACUAAAGAGAACGGUGCAAUGUGGAGUUUCGAAGUAGGGAACCUGACAUCGUGGGAUUGAUCUGGUUGAUCUGAUUUAAUUAUCUUGCCAGUUUGAACUCUGAUGUAACUCGGCGACCAUGCCUGGGAAAACCAAGUACAAUUUAGUCGAUGAUGAUCACGAUUUAAGGAUUCCUAUGCACAACGAGGAAGCUUUUCAACAUGGGGUCAAUUUCGAAGCUAAGUACAUUGGUAGUCUGGAUGUGGCGCGACCGAAUAGCCGAGUUGAGAUUGUGGCUGCAAUGAGGAGGAUAAGGUAUGAAUUCAAAGUGAAGAACAUCAAGAAGAAGAAAGUCAACAUAAUUGUCUCUGUGGAUGGCGUCAAGGUGGCCAUGCGGAAGAGGAAAAAAAAAAAGGAGUGGACUUGGGACGAGAGUAAAAUGAUGGUGAUGCAGGACCCUAUUUACAGGAUAUUCUACGUUUCACACGACUCCCAGGAUUUGAAAAUCUUCAGUUAUAUAGCGAGAGAUGGGCAGAGCAAUGUAUUCCGCUGCAAUGUCUUCAAAUCGAAAAAGAAGAGCCAGGCCAUGCGGAUUGUACGGACAGUGGGCCAGGCGUUCGAGGUGUGUCAUAAACUGAGCCUUCAGCAUACUCAGCAGAAUGCUGAUGGACAGGAGGACGAAGACAGCCAGAAGGCCAGCAGCAACUCUACGCCAGCUCGGCAGUUAACAGGUGCAGAGAAAAAGGCAGCCGAGGAGACUGAUAUUGAUGCAGAGGAAGCGCCUCUGUCAGACAGUAUGGUGGAUGAGUGCAACCGGGGAGUCACUGACCUGGACGCAGCCAAAGAGGAGGAGGAGGAGGAGGAUAUUGACAAAGACGGGAAGGUUUCGGGUGGUGUUAUCCUGGUGGGGUCCCCCAAAAUGCUCCUGCCUUCCUCCAGCCAGCUGCUCACGGGCACCCCGCUGUCCCUCCACCACCAGAUCCAGCUCCUCCAGCAGCAACUUCAGCAGCAGCAACAGCAGACGCAGGUGGCCGUAGCCCAGGUUCAGCUGUUGAAAGACCAGCUCUCGGCAGAGGCGGCAGCGCGGUUGGAGGCUCAGGCUCGGGUCCACCAGCUCCUGCUGCAAAAUAAGGACCUCCUGCAGCACAUCUCCCUCCUGGUCAAACAGGUCCAGGACCUAGAGCUCAAGCUCUGUGGACACAGCUCCAUGGGUUCCCAAGACAGCCUGCUUGAGAUCACGUUUCGUGCCAACGUACCGCCAGUGCUGUGUGACCCCAACACUCCUCAUCCGGAGGACACCGGACUGCCGCCCUUUUCCAACGGGACCCAGCUCCACCUGCCUCUGGGCAGCCCGAUAGGUAGGGACGGCUGCUUUGUGAAGUUCGAGUGUUUCCGGUUCCUCCCGCCCCUGCCGCCCCCCGAAGAGGAGGAGGGGCAGGAGGGGCUGGGGCAGGCCCGGAGUCACGGCGACGACCCCCUGCCGUCCCAAGAUGAGGUCUUGGGCAGCCUGGAGCUCCUGAAGUUCAGGGAGUCGGGCAUCGCCUCGGAGUACGAGUCCAACACGGACGAGAGCGACGACCGCGAUAGCUGGGGCGACAGCAGCGGCCUGCGGCUCUUCAACGUUCUCGACAAGCAGGCGCCGCCCGACUGCCUGGGUGACGAGAUCGCUGUCUAACCCCUCCCCCCCUACAUCUUGCACCCUCUCUCACCAUGCCCAAUCAUGUUCCAGCUCUUGUCCAUUCCAAGCAACUGGUCGUAAUCCUGCCCAGGCUGUCCUUCUGCCUCUUAGCCAUGGCCCUCUAACUCACCUGUACUUUGUGACAAAAAUAAGGAAUCGGCGGGGAGCUCCUCGAGGUCGUGGUGUGUUAUAAUCACUGUCUCAAGCUCGGUUUUGGGGGAUUUUGUGGAUCAGAGCUUAGUGCUGGUUGAUGGGACCACUGGCUAGGCUAAUGGUAGGAUGAUCUUAUGUCAGUUGUGCAAAAAAUGUAUAUAGAGAAAUGAGUCUGAACUGUUAAUAAGCUAAUGAACUGAUGGGAGCAAGACCAGCCAGGCCGUCCAUUCCCCACAUCCACAACCCCCGUUUAUCUACACGGUUGACCUGGAGAAACCAAGAGCUAUGAUUUGGAGGAAUGAAGGUGUGACACUGUGCCCAGUACGUGUAUGUUUACUGUGUUCACCACUGAGUUUAAAAAAAGAAAAAUGUUGCAAAAGAGCAAAAAAUGAAAAAAAAAAGUAUGUAACCAUUUCAAGCGUCAAAAAUGUUUAACCUGAAUGGUUAAACCUUCACUUGGUGCAUCAUUUUUCUGGUAACCACAAACCAUUUUAAACAGGUGUUUAAACAUACUAGUAAACCCUUCUUGGGUACUCUUCUUAAUUUCUUUCCACUUUGAAAGGGCCAUUUAGUUCACACCUGGGUUCUUAGGAGUUGGUCUCCCAUCAGCCACUUUGUUUUCUGGUGCUCUGCUUUUGAAACGCACAGCUGUGUGGGUAACAACCCCUGUAAUGAGACAGCGGCUGGAUUACUGUCAUUUUCACUGCCUCGCUAUGGAGUGACGAUGUUUAUUUAAACUUGGACUAAAAGAAAUAAAGCUUAUUCUAAUUACCUUAA
Anguilla anguilla (European eel) is the source of this 2878-nucleotide messenger RNA. Its product is annotated as carboxyl-terminal PDZ ligand of neuronal nitric oxide synthase protein-like. The transcript is spliced from 10 exons. The coding region runs from base 410 to 1945 and encodes 511 amino acids. NCBI's taxonomy places the organism in Eukaryota, Metazoa, Chordata, Actinopteri, Anguilliformes, Anguillidae. Gene Ontology annotation, molecular function: nitric-oxide synthase binding. The record is from RefSeq and is a predicted model, not a curated record.